AUGGCAGGGCUGACAAAGAUUGUCUUUGUCGGCAAUCUGCCAUACUCUCACUCGGACGAACUACAAAAACAACUUGAACAAGUUUUCGGAACAGUGGGACCCGUGUCCAAUUUCAGAAUCGCGUAUGAAAAGGAAUCGGGGAAGCCACGCGGAUUUGGAUUUUGUGAAUACUUCGAUACCCAAACCGCCGAAUCUGCUAUUCGAAAUCUACAAGGGAUCGAGAUUGGUGGACGAGCUCUCAGACUAGAUUUCGCAGACGUCGGUAAUCAUGAUACCCGGGAGGCAGGAGGUCGACCACCCCCAACCAAAGGGAGACGAGCAGGUGGAGCAGGCCCAGCCGGCGGAGGUAACAUGCCCACAGAGCCCAAUGGAUCAUCCGGCCGAAAUACGGGUCCCAUCACAACCGGACUGCCACCUGAUUUGCCACGUGGCCAACCCUUGGCUGCAGGUCAAACUGCUACCGAUCAAAUCUCACAAACUCUCGCUGCUAUCCCACCAGCUCAAUUGGCUGAAAUCACCGGCCAAAUGAAGCAACUGGUCGCAAGUGCCCCCGAUCAAGCCAGACAAUUAUUGAAUGCUAACCCACAGCUGACAUAUGCUUUAUUCCAAGCAAUGUUGAUGAUGGGAGUCGUGGACGCCUCGAUACUCACACGCAUGCUCGCACCGGCUGCGAUGCAAAAACAACAACAGCAGCAACAACAACAACAGCCCGUUCCACUUGCAGCUAUGCCUUCACACCAAAUGCAAGUCGGCUUCGGCGGAAAUGCCUACCCACAGCAGCCUAUGAGGCCAGCUGGCAUGCCACAGCAAACCUCAUACCCCGCAUCGCUAGCGCCCCUUCCGAACUACGGAAUCAUGUCACAGCAAACUGCUCCUCCACAAGUCCAGCCCGCACCAAUUAUCACCCAACAACAGCAACCCCUACCUGGACAACAGCCUCCAGCAAACUCUGCCGCUCAACAGGCUCAACUGAUCCAACAAGUAUUAGCUUUGACACCGCAGCAAAUCGAUGGACUCUCCCCGGAACACAGAGCGACCAUUUUACAAAUCCGGCAGCAAGCGCUAAGCAACAUGGCAGGACGGUAG
Puccinia triticina is the source of this 1086-nucleotide messenger RNA. RefSeq lists its product as uncharacterized. Gene Ontology annotation, biological process: mRNA 3'-end processing. The transcript is spliced from 6 exons. Bases 1 to 1086 code for a protein of 361 amino acids. NCBI's taxonomy places the organism in Eukaryota, Fungi, Basidiomycota, Pucciniomycetes, Pucciniales, Pucciniaceae. Gene Ontology annotation, cellular component: mRNA cleavage and polyadenylation specificity factor complex. Gene Ontology annotation, molecular function: mRNA binding. The record is from RefSeq and is a predicted model, not a curated record.